Molecule: messenger RNA, 8589 nt
Organism: Gigantopelta aegis
Lineage: Eukaryota; Metazoa; Mollusca; Gastropoda; Neomphalida; Peltospiridae
Product: TATA-binding protein-associated factor 172-like
Exons: 40
Coding region: 324-5804 (1826 amino acids)
Molecular function (GO): ATP hydrolysis activity; ATP-dependent chromatin remodeler activity; TBP-class protein binding
Source: RefSeq, a predicted model, not a curated record
GUCAGUAUAAAUACAAAACAUGCUGAGAGCAAGAUCUGUACAUACUUCAAGCCAUUUUGUAAAAUUGUUGAUAUUUUUACAACAGUUAACUGCAAAAUAAGUUUGCUUUCUUUUAUUACAUUAAAUGUACCUCACACCCAUACAAAAUUUUAUUGUUUGGAUAGUUGUAUGCGCUUAAAAGGUGUUUCUCCUUUAGCAUCCGGUCGGCUGCUUGCGUUCGUUUGUACCGACUUCGAAUGUUCAAAGAAAACCUUUAACGUUUAGAACGUCUGACAACAGAGACACGUUUAACUUUUGUAAUUUUACAACCUGUCUACAAACGAAUGAGUACCAGGCUUGAUCGACUGUUCCUCUUGCUUGAAACAGGAUCAACACCUCUGAUUCGCAAAUCAGCUGCUGAACAGUUAGGAGAGGUCCAAAAACUACAUCCCUAUGAACUCAACAAUCUUCUUGCUAAGGUUCACCAGUACCUCUGCAGUACAAACUGGGAGACCAGAAUAGCAGCAGGGUUAGCGGUAGAAGCUAUCGCAAAAAAUGUGCCACAAUGGCAGCCAAGAGGCGCCCCCAAGUCAGAGCCGGGGACUGUGGCCUCACUGCAGUCAGCUGGACGCAUUCUGUUUUCCCAGUUUGAUGUCAACAAAGUUUUGGCGUUUGGAGCUUCCCUGCUGGCAUCCGAGGGUGGUCAGUACGAUGUGGAACAGGCAGCAUGUGGUACAUCUCUUGAUAAGGAGAGGUUAUCCCAGCAGCGUCAACUUCUGAACAAACGCCUUGGUCUCGAUCUGGCAGGUAAUCUUGGCAUUGACACUGGUAACCUGUUUAACGAUGACGAUCUCCAGUGCACUCGCAGUAACAACAAUGGCAGUAUUGGAAGUGCUAAGCCAGUGACUGACUUUGUCCGACAACAGCUGCUCAGUGUUACGUGCGGCAUGAGUGCCCGUGAGAGAAAUCGUGCCAAGAGAAAAGCUCGUCAAUUUGCCAAGCAGAUAUCAAAAGAGAACCAAAGUGAGAGCAGCGUGUCCGACGUUGAACCACCGUCGAAGAAACAGAAGCUAGGUACCCAGAUUAGUGAGGAGAUCGCAGACGACAAGGUGUUUGAUCAGGCAGACACCAUCUUGAAUAUGGAGGAAAUGGAUGAAUGGCCGUUUGAAUCAUUCUGUGAGCUGUUGAUGAAUGAUCUCUUCAACAACGCGUGGGAGGUUCGACACGGUGCAGCUACGGGGUUACGAGACGUCAUCAAACUACAUGGACGUAGUUCAGGGAUGGCCAGUGAUACCCCUUCAGAUGAGCUUUCCUCGAUUAAUCAAGUCUGGCUCUCGGACCUGUCACUCAGGCUGUUGUGUGUUCUUGCUCUUGACAGAUUCGGUGACUUCGUCUCGGAUGAGGUUGUUGCCCCAGUGCGAGAGACGUGUGCACAGACGUUGGGAGUGAUCGUGAAGUACCUCGAUAUUGACGGUGUCCACGGGGUGUUGGGGGUGCUGCUGCAGCUGUUGUCACAGAACCGGUGGGAGGUGCGCCACGGGGGGCUACUCAGUCUCAAGUACCUGCUGGCUGUCAGGCGGGACCUGACUGACAGGUUACUGCCCCUGGUUCUGCCCGGUGUGUUCACUGGUCUGCGAGACCCUGACGACGAUGUGCGUGCUGUGGCUGCUGCUGCUCUUGUCCCUGUCACUGACAGCUUCGUUAAACUGAUGCCACAGCAGACUCCGGUGGUGAUAUCGAGUCUGUGGGAGACUCUGCUGGACCUAGACGACCUGACUGCAUCCACCAACAGUAUAAUGACGCUACUCGCCACCCUCCUAGCCCACCCACACCUCGCUGCCGACAGUGUUUCCCAGUCACUGUCGGAGCUCAUUCCCAGGCUGUGGCCAUUUCUUCGACACAACAUUAAGUCUGUGCGGAAAGCGGCUUUAGAAACAUUCUACACAUUGCUGUCAGCAGAAGGCCAGCAGAAUGCUCUGCAGUCUUGGCUGCCUGCCGUGCUGCAGGACGCCUUGCGACACAUCUACCAGCGCAGUCUACUGGAACACAGCCCCGAGUUACUGGACCUCGUGGAGAAGGUGUGGGCCCAGCUGCUGGAGAGGACCCCCCUCGACUACCUCAUUGGAGCCUCCCUUCCCUGGCUUGGAGUCUGGCUCUGUCUUCUGAUGCAACCUGCUCGAGUACCGUACGACCCGUCCUACCUCAUAGAAGCCAAACAUCGAGUUAGGGACAUUUCAACACCGAAAUCACACCAUCCAUCCGAGACACCAGCAAUAAAAGAACAGAGAGACUUCAUUGGUGGGAUAUCGACAAACACCUUGAUGUCUGAGCAAGAUCCCAGUGUGAUGAAAGCAAGAAUAACAGGGGCAAGAUUGCUAGGAAGAUUGGCAUCUUACAUCACCCGUCCACUGUCAAACUUUCCACCAGAAGCAGAGAAACCUGCUAUUUCCCUCGCAAAGCUGUUCGUUUUCCAUCUGAACACCAAGUCGGCACUUCAGCGAUUCAUUGUGGGACAAGUGACCUACCAGUGGGCUGUUCACAGUCAGCCUUGUGAAUGCCCUGUCGAACUGAAGACGCGGUUACUAGAGUGUCUGAAUGAAGCAAUAUAUUUUGACGAGAUCGCUGUCUCAUUCACGAGGAUGCAGAGUGACUGUCAGGAUUUCAUAGCCAGCCUCAAGUGUCAGGGGGUUGAUAUGGACUCAAAGUUCCCACCAGGCAUACUGACUCUGGACCAAGCAGCCCAGUUGAGUUCUGUGUAUAACGAAGUGAAAGCCAGCUUCAAGCCGCGUGUUGCUGCCACACUGGAAGAACGAUGUCGCCAGCUGCAGACUUCAGUCUCCAGCACUAGUCACGAGCAACAGAUGUGGACUGUCAGAGUUCUGACCAGUCUGGCUAUGGCUGUUGUCAUGAUGGAUGUGCUGCCAGAAAAGUUCAACCCUGUUAUCAGACCCCUUAUGGAGUGCAUAAAGAAAGAACCAAAUCGAGAAAUACAGAGUGAAGCUUCAAAAUGUCUGGCGAGACUGAUUGAGAAGUGCGUUGACCGAACACCGAGUCCGAAUUCCAAAGUGCUCACUAAUAUCUGUGGAUUUCUCUGUUCCGACCCGUCGUCAACGCCUUCCAUAUCCCAGCCGGCUAUUGUCAAACAUACAGAGCAACAACCACAUGAAGUGACUUGUGAUAAACAUAAUGGAAUCCUCACUUUGGUCAUUCAGCAAAGGGCAUCAUCUGAGCGAAGUCGGCGUUUUUUGCGACGGAAUCUCAGUUUGAAAAAUGAUACUGAUAUUUCUGAUGAUGUUCUCCAAGAGGAUGCUGAAGUUUCCAAUCAGCUUCGAACUCAGCGUCUAGGAGCUGAAGCUGCCUUGUUGACGAUCUGUAGACACUUCGGAGAAUCUCUGCCACACAAAGCGCCGACACUGUGGGAGAUGUGCAUGAAACCACUCACACAAGUCGAGUCGUUCACAGCCUCUGAUAAAGUUGAAAAUGACGAAACUGCUCAAAGUGUGGUGACAUCUCUUCAUGUGCUGGAGGCAACUUUGCCAGCUCUACAUGAAAAACUGCGCUUGCAGAUUGUGGACGUUUUGCCGGCACUGCAGAAAUAUGUCUCCCAUCCGUUUACGACGGUUCGCCACAUGGUCGCCCGAUGUUUUGCCGCUCUGACACAACACCAGACACUGCAGCUGAUGCAGUUCAUCAUUGAAGACAUUCUCCUGAUGCUAGGGGUUACUGAUAGUGACAAACACAGGCAGGGAGCUACCGAAGUCCUUGCAAAUGUUAUCGACCUGCUAGCGAUGGACCUGGUGCCGUAUAUCGUCCUGCUUGUGGUGCCCAUCCUCGGCCGGAUGAGUGACCACAACGAGGCGGUCAGACUGAUGGCCACGCACUGCUUCGCUCAGCUCAUACGCCUCAUGCCGCUCGAGGCUGGAAUUCCUGACCCACCUGAAAUGAAAAUAUCUCUGAUUGAGCAGAAGCAAAGAGAGCGUCAGUUUUUAGAACAGCUUCUUGAUGGAUCAAAGCUCCAAGACUACAAAGUGGCCGUACCCAUCUUGGCAGAACUUAGAAAAUAUCAACACGAUGGCGUCAACUGGCUUGCAUUCCUCAACAAAUAUCAGCUACAUGGAAUCCUGUGUGAUGACAUGGGUCUGGGCAAAACGCUACAGUCCAUCUGUAUUCUCGCUAGCGAUCACUUUCUCCGUUGUCAGGCCUUCGCAGCUACUGGAAACCCGGACUGUGCACCUCAUCUAUCAAUUGUAGUCUGUCCGCCAACGCUCGUCGGGCACUGGGUGUACGAGAUUCACAAGUUUGUUGACAAGAAAUUUCUCAACCCGCUCAUGUAUGUCGGCCCCCCAGGAGAGAGACAGCGACUUCAGAAGAAAGUGGAGAAGCAUGAUCUUGUUGUGGCAUCCUAUGAUGUUGUUAGAAAUGACAUUGAGUUCUUCAGCAAUAUAACAUGGAAUUAUUGUAUUCUUGAUGAGGGUCACAUUAUCAGAAAUGGAAAAACAAAGUUGUCCAAAGCUGUGAAGCAGUUGACGUGCAACCACCGACUGAUACUGUCUGGUACGCCGAUCCAGAACAACGUGUUAGACCUGUGGUCGCUGUUUGAUUUCCUGAUGCCGGGCUUCCUCGGCACCGAGCGACAGUUCCAGUCACGGUACGGGAAGCCCAUUCUGCAGAGCCGUGAUGCCAAAAGUACCUCGAAGGAACAAGAAGCUGGUGCUCUUGCCAUGGAAUCUCUGCACCGUCAGGUGUUGCCGUUUAUCCUGCGUCGACUGAAAGACGAUGUCCUACAGGAUCUACCACCGAAAAUCAUACAGGACUACUACUGUGAUCUCAGUCCAUUACAGCGAGAACUGUAUGAAGAUUUUGCUCGUUCUCGGGCUAAGCAAGGUGUUGAAGAAAGUCUGUCAGAAGACGACAAUGAAAAGAAGGUCAACAUGCAAGCGACAACACACAUAUUUCAGGCUCUGCAGUAUCUGCGUAAAGUGUGUAACCACCCGUCUCUGGUGCUAAAUCCCAACCACCCCAAGUACGAGGAGAUCACCGCCCAGCUUCAGCAACAGAACUCCAGUCUACAUGACCUGGCACACGCACCAAAACUCACAGCUCUCAAACAGCUGCUUCAGGACUGUGGUAUUGGAGUGAAUGGCUCGUCGGUUCCCGGCCAGCUGGGAACAGAGAUCCCUGUCGUCAAUCAACACCGAGUUCUCCUCUUCUGCCAGCUCAAGUCUUUACUCGACAUCGUCGAGCACGAUUUGCUCAAAACUCACAUGCCCAGUGUUACGUACCUGCGACUGGAUGGCAGUGUCCCAGCUGGUUCCAGACAAGAUAUUGUUCACAGAUUCAACAAUGACCCGUCUAUAGACAUCUUACUUCUUACGACCCAUGUAGGCGGACUGGGUCUAAACCUGACUGGUGCCGACACUGUGGUGUUUGUAGAACAUGACUGGAACCCCAUGAAAGAUCUGCAGGCUAUGGACCGAGCUCACAGGAUUGGUCAGAAGAAGGUGGUUAAUGUUUACCGGCUCGUUACACGAGGAACUCUCGAAGAGAAGAUCAUGGGGUUACAAAAGUUCAAGCUGACGAUCGCCAACACAGUGAUCACCCAGGACAACUCGAGUCUGCAGUCGAUGGGCACGGACCAGCUGCUUGAUCUGUUCACGCUGGACGACAGGAGAAAAGGGGAGUCGGCAGCACCAGAACCCUUGUCCGAGGCCAACACAAAGAAAGACAGUAUUAAAACAAUCCUGGAAAAACUCGGAAAUCUCUGGGACGAACGACAGUAUGAAAAUGAAUACAAUCUGGAUAAUUUCAUGAAAUCUUUGGAAUAACUUCAUCAUAUUGAAUACAAUUUGGAAUAAUUGUAUGAAAUGUCUGGAGUAACUAAUGUGAUGAAUACAAUUUGGAUAAUUUCAUGAAAUCUUUGAAUUAACUUCAAUAUUGUAAUGAAUAGUUUGGAUAUUUCAUGAAAUCUUUUAAAUAACUUCAGUGUAAUGAAUACAGUUUGGAUAAUUCUAUGAAAUCUUUGGAAAAACUUCAAAGUAAUCAAUACAGUUUGGAUAAUUUAAUUAAAUCUUUGGAUUAACUUCAAUGUAAUAAUACAGUGAAUAAUUUCAUGAAAUCUUUUAACUAACCACUUCAAUGUUAUGAAUAUAGUUUGGAUAUUUCAUGAAAUCUUUGCAAUAACUUCACUAAUGAAUACAAUUUUGAUAAAUUUCAUGAAAUCUCUUGUAACACAUUCAUUUAAGACAUGUCAUUACUAUUCCUUAUCAGGUUUCUUGUGCAAGAGUGGGUUUGUUGUUGUAAAUACCUGUAUGUAUGUAUGCUGUGUUAAUAAUAAGAAUGUAGUAAAUCUCAUCUCAAGAGUGGGUUUGUUGUUGUAAAUACCUGUAUGUAUGUAUGCUGUGUUAAUAAUAAGAAUGUAGUAAAUCUCAUCUUAAGAGUGGUGUGGUUUGAAAGAUUCUUCUGUACAUAGUGUGUCAGCAGAUUUAAUCUCAUCCAUAGGAAGGGUAUUGGAAGUGAGUGAGGGUGGUGCUACCUAUUAGGGGAGUAGUGCAAGGGGUGGCUUCAGAUUUGCUUUCUUAGCAUUUGGAGAACAAAAUAUGAGUAUUUUAGAUCAUAAUUUUUGGCUCUUUUUAAAAGUUGGGUUUUUGUUGUUGUUUUGUUUUCUUCUGUUUUGUAUAGUAGGCCACCCAAAAAAAUCGUAUGGUGCUCAUGUGGGUGGGUGCACCCCACCCCCUGUUCUUAAGGGGCCUGUUAAUAAAGAAAAUCAUGAAAUCCAUUUACGAUAACAUUGUUACACAUCUUAUUGUAAUACCUUGUAUCUCAUGCCCUUGCUCACUCUUAGUAAGGACUUUGAAAUUGACUAUAACGAAGUCUUUAGACUUUAAAUACAUAUAUUGAGUUAAGACUUUUAAAGUUUUGCAAGCACAGAGUUAGAUUCUUAAUUGUUGAUGUUCAAAAUGGUGUAUAUAAUUUUUGCUUGGGAUGCUGAGCACAUGAAAAAAUGUGUAAUUCAUUCUUAAGAUGGAGAUGUUCGAGUUGUGCAUCAUAAACUGAGAACAGUAUACUAGGACAUUUUCACAAAACAUACAUAGCACGUGGAUGGAUCUUUUCCUCUUUUACUGAAAAGCUAACUUUUAUUUUAUGUUCUGCCUAUGUAAAAUACCUUACACUGCAGUUACAGGUCAAUAACAUAUGUCUAAAUUAAUAUUGGGGUUUAUAUACUCACUUCUUUUAGACAUUUCAGCCAUAGGUAUGUUUCAAAGAUAUACCAUGCUAUAUAAUUAGUUAUAAUGAUAAUUAUAUACAGAAAGACAUUUUUACACCUGCAUGAUAAUAAAUUUAUAUAAUAUAUGCCAUUUGAUACAUAUUGUUGGUGUGUAAAUAAUAUUCUUCCACAUCUCAAUAAUGCUACUAGACAGGGAACAUUUUGUUCAGAGAUCGCUACAAAAUUUUUAAACAUUAAACAGUAGUUGCUAAUCAAUUUACAAUUGACUGGAAAUUUCAGUAAUCAGAAUGUUUUGUGUUAGACUCUCAAGUCCCAGUUCCAUUAGGGUGCAGUGGAUUAAAAAGAUUUGUUAAUUUUCAAGUUUGGCUACAUAAGUCAGACUAAAAUGUUGUUAAUUUUAUUAUACUGAUGGAAAGAAAUAAAGGAUCAAAUAAGUGCUAACGAAAAAGUGACCGAUGCCAAGACUUGUGCAUAGAGUCAGUGUCAGAAAGUUUGUCUGCCUGACAUUCAGUCCCACUUCACAUCUUUGUACGACAAUACAACAAUAAUAAUGACUGAAAUUUGGUGUUCAAUUAUUUCUUUGUUUAGGUAUAUUUUGAAAGUUGUUGUGUUAAAGAAUGUUCUCCUGGGGUGUUUUUGUACUGUAGUUGUUAAUGUUGACCUGUUUGAUCCUGAAUAAAGUGGACAGGUUGCUUGGCUGAAUACAUUUUGCAAUAUGAUGAUUAAAUUUGUUUGUUACUGUAAGAUACAAACUCACUGAAAUACAUGUACAUUGUUUAUGUGAAGUAUUACAUAUUCAGACCUAAGGAUUUGAGAAUUCUCGAAACUGUUUUUUUUUUUUAAUUUAAGACUGAAGUGAUUUUUAAAUAAACUGAAAAUUCGAUACCAUAAAUAAAUAUAUAUGUAGGCCUGUCGUCAAUAUUUUGUGUUUAAGAAAAAGAAGAAAAAAGAGAAAGAACUGAAAUAGUUUAAAAGCUGAAUCACAUCCCUGUUUAAUGUAUUUUAGUUCAGGCAAAACCAAAUGUUCACCACAAAAUGCAUUUUGAACUCACAUUGAUAAUGGGGCAGCUAAAAUAUUCAGAAUAUACAUGGAAGGUACAUGUAUGUAAAAAUUAAUAUUUUUUUCUUUUUUUUUUUUUCUUCAUACAUUUCAUAUUCACUAGCUAUGUGCUGCUAGUUGUCAAACUUCUCUCAGGGAGCAUGUAAAAACAGUUUCCACCAGGGUCCUAAUUCACAAAGGUCUCUUAGGCUCUGCUAGACAACAAAGCAUCCUCUUUGCAAGUCUUUUAACAUUGCACUGUGAAAUCGCAAAGUUGCGAGUUUAGUGAAUUAGGCCCCAGAUCUGCACACCUGACAUGUUCUUGGCAAUAAACUUCACAACUGUU